AUGGCUGAAGCCAGUGUUUCAGAGGAGCACUUCAUUUGUCCACUGUGUUUGGAUCUACUAAAUAGUCCAGUGACUAUUCCCUGUGGACACAGUUACUGUAUGAGCUGCAUUACAGACUGCUGGGAUCGAGAGGAUCAAAAGAGAGUCUACAGCUGCCCUCAGUGCAGACAGACCUUCAGUCCAAGACCUACUUUAGGUAAAAACACCAUGCUGGCUGAAGUGGUGGAGACAUUGAAGAAGACCAAACUAAAAUCUGCUGUUCCUGCUGGACCUGGAGAUGUGGAGUGUGACAUCUGUACUGGAAGAAAACACAAAGCUGUCGAGUCCUGUCUGGUGUGUCUGGAGUCUUACUGUCAAACUCAUUUUGAGCAUCAUAAGGAGUUUUGCUCAGGAAAGAAACACAAAGUGACUGAUGCCACUGGACGACUGCAGCAGAUGAUCUGCCAUCAACAUAAUAAGCCUCUGGAGGUUUUCUGUCGUACUGACCAGCAAUACAUUUGCAUGUUGUGUGCAAAGGAUGAACAUAAAAACCAUGCAGCUAUCUCAACUGAAGCAGAGAGGACAGAGAAAGAGAAACACUUGAAGGAGACACUGCAAAAGAGAAUCCAGCAGCGCCAGAAAGAUCUUGAGCAGCUGAGAGAGGCUGUGGAGUCUCAUAAGCGCUCUGCACAGACAGCAGUGGAGGACAGUGAGAGGAUCUUUACUGAGCUCAUCCGCUCCAUUGAGAGAAGCCGCUCUGAGGUGACACAGCGGAUCAGAGAUCAGGAAAAGGCUGCAGUGAGUCGAGCUGAAGGACAAAUGGAGCAACUGGAGCAGGAGAUUGAUGAUCUGAAGAGGAGAAACACUGAGCUGGAGCAGCUUUCACACACAGAUGAUCACAUCCAUUUCCUGCAGAGUGUUCAGUCUCUCUCACCUCUUCCUGAAUCUAAAGACAACUUCAUUGGCAGUUUCCUCUUUUCGUUUAAUGAUGUGAGAGAAUCCGUCAGUCAACUGAGACAGAAACUGGAGGAUUUCUGCAAAGAGGAGAUGAAAAAGACAUUGGUCUCUCACAGUAACAUUGCUUCCAGGACACGAGAGGACUUCCUACAAUAUUCCCAUCAGCUCACUCUGGAUCCAAACACUGUACAUAAACUCCUCCGUCUGUCUGAGAGGAACAGAUUGGUGACUAACCCUGACAAACUCCAGACAUAUCCUGAUCAUCCAGACAGAUUUUAUAAAUGUCUUCAGGUGUUGUGUAGAGAGAGUGUGUGUGGACGCUGUUACUGGGAGGUUGAGUGGAGUGGGAAAGUUGGUGUGGGUAUAUCAGUGUCAUAUAAGAGCAUCAGCAGAAAGGGAUCUGGUGAUAAGUGUUUAUUUGGAUGCAAUGAUCAGUCCUGGAGUUUGUCCUGCUCUCCCUCCAGUUUCUCAUUCUGGCACAAUAACAAAGAGACUAAACUCUCUGUUCCCUCCAGCUGCAGUAGAAUAGGAGUGUAUGUGGAUCACAGUGCAGGGACUCUGUCCUUCUACAGAAUCUCUGACACAAUGAACCUCAUCCACACAGUCCAGACCACAUUCACUCAGCCACUCUAUCCUGGGUUUCUGGUUGGUUUUAAAUCAUCAGUGAAGCUGUGAUUUUCUGCUGAUACUCAUUUCAAACAUUUAGUACACUGGACACACUGGAUUUUUACUGGACAUAUUUGUGUUAUAUAAUAUUUUUGUGUCCUUACUGUUAUAAAUGUUAAGAAAAUAACUUACUGUAUGUUAUUUUUAAUGUAACAAAAUUUGAAGGAAAAUUAGAUGUCCAGUAUACUGACAUUUGCAGUUUAAACUGUCCAUAUUACACACAUUGCAUGUUAGCAUGAUUACAAUAGGACUAACAAUAACAAUGUGUAUAUUUGUGACGCGGCGGUCGAAGAAUCGUGAGACAGUGGAUCCAUAUGCAACAGCUUUAUUGAAUCGGACAGUGUAAACAGGCUGUGGUCAACAACGGCAGACUGGCGUGGUGAAGACAAAUCCGAGAGAGUGGUCAAAGUCCAUGCAAGGGGUCGGGGCAGGCGGCGAUCAAAGACAGUAAUCCGUGGGGUAAGCAAGGGUCGUAAAAGGGCAGGCAGCAAGGGUUCACACACGAUAAUAACAGUCCGGUUGGCAACAGAGAAACAGUCCGAUAAUAAUACGCUCAGGAUUGGGGACA
Labeo rohita (rohu) is the source of this 2170-nucleotide messenger RNA. Its product is annotated as tripartite motif-containing protein 16. Bases 1 to 1611 code for a protein of 536 amino acids. Gene Ontology annotation, molecular function: protein binding; zinc ion binding. The record is from RefSeq and is a predicted model, not a curated record. Lineage: Eukaryota; Metazoa; Chordata; Actinopteri; Cypriniformes; Cyprinidae. The transcript has 6 exons.